AGAAUGACACCUUACCAUAUAUUGGGUUGCUUCGAGUAUAAAUAUUUUGACAAUGACAGUUGACAUAUAGUUAAGAGUUAAUUAGCUGAGAGAUUCAAUAUAAACUGUAUCAUGUAUUAGGAACAAGAAUUGUAUUAAGUGACCCAAUGGUGAGCACAAUACGUUUUAUUCCUUAUACAUGAUAUUUAUCACACUGGAACACACGUGGUAAUAAUCACUUGAUCAUAUUAGCAUUAGAAAUUGGCACUAGUCCUGUGGUCCUUGCCAAACUGCCUACUAGUUAAGGUAUCGCAGGGACUAUUCGAAAUUUGCCAUUUUUAAAGGUUUUGUUAUAUGUUACAUUAUAAGGACUAGUGGACCAAAAAUGUUAGUUUCCACUGUUGUAUGUAUGUCAUUCUUAAAAUAUUCUAUGUAACAUCAGUCAGGGAAGUAACUUUUGAAACCGCCCUAGUGAACCGCCCUAUUUAUCAUAUAGUGCCAAAUGAUUUUUGAAUUUAUCUACAGAAUCACCCACACAUGAGAAAACCUCCAUUUAAACCUACUGGGAACAGAAGACAAUUGUUUAUUGUGCAAGCAGACAUUGACUGGAUGUAUGGAGCAUAAAAGAAGUCUUCCUAGACCUGUGGCCUCUUAUGAAUAAUUUAUUGGAUCGUGACCUCAAGUUCAUCAAAUUGGGUUUUGCAUGGAUAACAUUAUUAAACUGAUUACACCAUAUUCCAAGUGCAAUGAAAACUAUUUUUUUUCUAAAUCAAAACCUUCAUUGUAAAUAAUGAUCUUCAAGGGCGGAUCAAGCAUUUGAAAAAAGGAGGGAUCAAAAAUAUCAAAAUCCUCUCUCAGAUAAUUUUACAGCCUACAACAUACUACAUUGUUUUUUAAAAAAGGGGGGCUGACCCCCUGGACCCCCUUUGGAUCCGCCUAUGAUCUUAUGAAAAUACUUUCAAAAUUUUUGAAACAAUAUUUUCUUUCCGUUUGUCUUUACAUCAGAAGAUAGUGCACCCUGGCACACUGCAAACGGACUGCCCUGUUUGUUUGUUUUUAUAUCUGUUACAAGCUCGUACGCCGCGUGACACCGUCGUUUCCCUCUAUCGCUGUGAGGAGCUUGAAUAUGUUGGUGACACUUGUCUCGUUUCCGCUCGCAUCUUAAUUUCCGUAACCUACAUGAAGGCUUACCUGACAGUUGUGCUAAGGUUUGUCCCUUGUUUCACAAAAUCACGAAUAUAAGUUGUGAUGAGCAGAUGAGGACAGAGCUGUGAGGCGCAUGCCCAGACGUCGUGGAUCCUCGUAUCACACAACUUCGAUCGACAUGUAACUUCGAUCGGCCAUUUUGACUGAUAUUUCUAACGAGAAAUUACGAUAACUGCAGAUUUGAUCUUUUGCCGACACUGCUUUUGUUCCCGGACAGAAAAAUGCCUCGUGACAAGGUACCAAACGUUCUGACCAAUGGUGAACCACCUAAAAGAGGCCAAUAUAGGCAAUACUUGACCGCAGCCCUAGACAAGGCAUAUACUGCUGUUUUGGAGGGGAUGUCAAUUAGGAAGGCUGCCACUACCUUUGCUGUUCCGUUUGCUACGCUUCACGAUAGAAUUAGUGGGAAAAUCUCAACUGAAUGUGUUACCACUGGUAGAGAAACCCUGUUAGCCAGAGAAGAAGAGCAGGAACUGGUAUCUCAUAUUGACACCAUGGCAAAGUUUGGAUACGUCUAUACGAGGACUGACGUAACCGCUAUAGCCACAGAUCUAGCAGUUCAUCUUGGAAAGAAAUCAAGGGAUGAAAAGCCCCUAUCACUACAGUGGUUCUACGGAUUUUUGAAACGAUGGCCUGAUCUGUCAGUAAAAAAGCCACGAUCUCUAGAGAUACAGAGAGCUAACGCAACCUCGGAGGAAACCGUCACUCAUUAUUUUAAUGAGCUUGGCCACAUCAUGGACAAGUUCAACCUGAGGACAUGCCCUCAUCGUAUAUAUAAUGUUGAUGAAAAGGGACUUGUGGAGAAUCAUACCCCGCCAUCAGUAGUCACAUCGAGUCAGAGUACUCCCGCUGCAGUGACCACGUCCAGAUGUAGCACAACAACUGUCAUAGCCUGCGGAAGUGCAACUGGUUGUUGUAUACCACCAUUUUUCGUAUUUCAAGGCAAAAGUAUGAGCGAAAAACUCCUUACAGGAAGUACCCCUGGAGCGGCAGGCACUGUAAGCGACUCUGGCUGGUCAAACACCGAGACUUUUCAACACUAUCUGACAGAGCAUUUCCUGAAGCAUGCUGUCGCCGCGUCUGCCGAUAGUCCUCUUCUUGUCCUGUACGAUGGCCACAGAGCCCACGUAUCUAUACCACUGAUCGAAUGGGCACGUCAGCAUCACAUUAUUUUGUUUGUACUGCCUGCACGUGCGUCUCAUGCUUUACAGGGGGUGGAUGUUGGUUGCUUUGGACCUUUUGCGAAAAUAUACAACAAACUCCGUGACGAGUAUUUGCAGGAAAAUGCCCAAAGUUUGGUUGAUACAUAUUCGGUUUGUGGACUAGGCUGUGAAGCUUACAACCUGUCGCUGACACCAACAAAUUUGCAGUUUUAGAGUCGAAUGAACGUUCGCUGCAACCUGAUACUGAGGAAAGUGAUUCAAGCGUGACAGUUGUAGACAAGGAUGUCACUUCACCUACUGAAGCCGACGAUGUCGGUGAUGAAGCAGGCCACGUUAAAGACAAGGCGGCUGUACUGCACGAGCAUCCUGUGCCAAGUAAGAAAAGAAAGGUACCUGGCGCUGUUGUCGGGGACAAGGUAGACUAACAUCUAGUCUCUGAAAUGAACAUACCGUACAGAAAAAAAAGUUUAAUUAUCUUAAAAAGAAUUAAUAAAGAGGAGCCCAGAGACAAGACUUGCCAAACAUUAUAGACUUGCAUGGGCUGUAUUUGAUAUAUUUGUAUGAGGGUCUGUAGGACAAACUUGGGACAAGGCUAUCACCAAAAAAUAUUCUGAAUAACAUUAUUUCCCAAUCAGACGGACACAUCGGCACUAAAAAAAGAAAACAAGCUGAUAUAAGACAUGUAAAUCUGCAUCAGAGCCUACAGUCACUGAGACGAAUGCAAGACUUCUGGAAAGUUACGACUCAACGCGCAACAGGAUGAUAGUAUUGAUUCGUACGAUAUUUGGGUUGGAGAACACCCGUGUCUGAAGUAGAAACAAGACUCCAAAACGGAAAGUGCUUCGCGGAAAAACGCACGUGAAAUCUGUAAUACGAAAGCCAGCUGUGGCUUCCAAAUCCAUGCAGUAAUCAGUCGAGCCGGGGUUGUCAAAGGGGCAACAUGUCCAUUAUUCCCGGUAAGGGAUAUUGUUGGGCUCGGCUCAAAGUUGAUCUUGAGUAGGUCAGACUGUUGUCAAAUAGGCAACAGGGGAAACUAGUCCCAGUAAGGGACAUUGAACUUUAUAUUUAACAGAACCAACUGUUAGCAAAACCUAAAAACAUGUCUCCACUGUUUGGGAGACGUUUGUAGAUAAAUUUGUAUAUACUUGUGGGUUCAUUAAAGGUGUACAAUAUAUUUUGUCUUGACAUUUUGGAUGGUGAAGUAAUCAUCACUUCAAUAGUGAUGGGAAUGAUGGUGACGAACUUUGUUGAAAUGUAGACAGUUUGCGUACCUGUUGAAGCCCGAGCCAGUGUAUCGUCAAAGAUAACCUGGGUACACUGUCACCACUUA
Messenger RNA from Haliotis rufescens (red abalone), 3678 nucleotides. Its product is annotated as MFS-type transporter clz9-like. The transcript is spliced from 2 exons. NCBI's taxonomy places the organism in Eukaryota, Metazoa, Mollusca, Gastropoda, Lepetellida, Haliotidae. Gene Ontology annotation, molecular function: DNA binding. Gene Ontology annotation, cellular component: nucleus. The record is from RefSeq and is a predicted model, not a curated record. The coding region runs from base 1407 to 2561 and encodes 384 amino acids.